Molecule: messenger RNA, 1067 nt
Organism: Gossypium arboreum
Lineage: Eukaryota; Viridiplantae; Streptophyta; Magnoliopsida; Malvales; Malvaceae
Exons: 6
Coding region: 1-879 (292 amino acids)
Biological process (GO): U6 snRNA 3'-end processing
Cellular component (GO): nucleus
Molecular function (GO): 3'-5'-RNA exonuclease activity
Source: RefSeq, a predicted model, not a curated record
AUGGAAGCACCAAGACCAACAUAUGAAGACGACGACUCAUCGGACUCCAACUCCGACCACUCUCCUAAGUUGUCUCUUCCCACCAAUUCCAAUCCCCAAACGGAGGAGAUGCUGUCGUCUCCUCUCCCUCCGCCUCCUGUUUCUCUCCUCCACCCUCCCAAUUCCCUUGGAUCUUUGGAUUACUUACAAAGUGGUCAGCCCAGUAGAGUGAGAAGCUUCCCUCACGUCGAAGGCAACUAUGCUUUGCACAUUUACAUUCCGGAUACUUUUUUUGAAUGGCCACAAGCUUCAUCCGUAGUUCCUCAAUUUUUGAAGAGAGUUUCAUCCGUGGUUCCCAAUCUCCAUGUUGUGGAUAUUGAUGUUCCAUUGGAUACACUGUGUAAAGAAGAGCAUAAACUUGAACAAGUGGCACUAGGAAGGGAAUUCCAUAUAAGUUUAGGAAGGACAGUUCCUAUUAGAGUUCACCAGAUUGACUCUAUUGUGACAAUGCUUUGCCAAAAACUUCAAUUUCAAAAGCGGUAUUGGAUUGAUUUUAACAAAUGGGAGGUUUUUAUCAAUGAUGAUCGAACGCGCACCUUUCUUUCACUCGAAGUCGUUACAGGAGGAUUACCCGAGAUAACUAAGCAAAUUCAGGCUGUUAACGAGGUUUACAAGCUUCACAAUCUUCCCGAGUUCUAUAAGGAUCCAAGGCCUCAUAUAUCAUUGGCUUGGGCACUAGGUCACGUUAGUGGUUCCUUUAAGAAAGUGGUCGAGCAGGAAACAAAGUCAUCCGGCUUUAGAGGUUCCUUACAGAGUCGUAUUUGUACAAGUAAAGUUGGUGGCAUUGAGUGUAAAAUUUGUAAUAGAACACAUAUAAUAUGUAAAUCUCCCAAUCAAUGAUAGAAUCUCUUCAAACUCUCAAGAUGCAGCCAUCUUAGUUUCUUUAUGUUACUUUAUCUGUUAUUUAUGAAAAUCCUGAUAUAGUAUUUGCAAUUAGGUCAUCAUGGACCAUCAUAAACGUUUUCCCUCUGUAUGGCUAACAGGUGCUUUGCUUGUAACCUUGACACUAAUCAUUACCCUUGUCUUAC